AUGUCAGUUAUUAACAAUGACAUUUGCCGCUUAGAUACGCAGCUGGAUCAAAUUAAGCAGGAAAUCAACGACUCAUACUUUACCUCACUGGAGACCCACAAACAUACGCAUGAUUUGGACGCCAAUGCAGAGCACAUAUCUUAUUUAGAAAAUGCGAUCAGCUCUCUCUCUGUGCCCUCCAAGUCCCGACCAAUACUUCCUCCUGAGCAUAUCGUGGAAUUGACUUUGAAGCUCUUCCGUCCCCCGGGUGAACCAUAUGGAUUGCUUUCGGGUGUGUCCACGGACCGUGAACUAGAACUCACAUGGCUGGCAGUUACGAAAGCUACUGUACAAACUCUAGGGGUGGUCUUGCGGUCUCUCCUAGACCGAAGUCUGCUCCUGAGCGAUGAAAUCUUUUAUUGGGACACAAUCCUGGGAUCCUAUUGGCACAUCGGUGUUUAUACACUUCAAACAUCGCCUUUCCGGCUUUGGCGCAGGUUGACCAAGCCUCGCCCUAGCAGAAAUGAUAGUGGUGCCAAGGCAAGGUUUCCCACGUUUGUCUCAGCCCAAUGGUCACAUUUUUAUGAGUCCAUACAGAGAUGCUUCUUCGCAGGAAACUUGCAUGCUCUACAGGCAAACGUACUGUCACCGUUUGUAGCAGCCAAGUCUGAGAUAAGGCGGAAGCGGGAAAGGCUUAAGGUAAUGAGGGACCUCAAUGCCCAUGGUAUCGGGCUCCUCAUGAGAGAGUGUUUCCCUGCUCAAGCAAAUGACGAUGAUUGUAACUGGGCAAGGUGCAUUUCCGCCGAUGAUUACUGGCGUAAGACGGUAUGCAGAAGUGUGAUCUUGAUGGGGACAUUUCUGCAAAAAUUGCCCAGUGACAGUGGUAUUCUUGAUUUUGGGGAAGACGUUCUUUUGGCUACUGACAACGAGAUUGCUUGUCUCCAAACAGAAUCUGAUGGCAAGCGCUCCAACCGAACACCCGAACUAGUCGCCAAGAAACUCCAUGAUAUACUGCUUAGACUCCUUCCUGCCCACAACACCCUUGCAUUGACAACUAUUGACAAGCACCGGCGCCCGUCGCGUCUGUUGAGAUACUGGCUUCCAUUAUCGAUGCUGUUCCUAACAGCGAGUACCUCUUUUAAGGUCCUGAAGAAUCAUCGCCAUCAGAUCAUUAGAUGGGUUACUAGUGCCGUGGAAACUACAUUUGAAUUUUGGAGUAAUUGGGUUUUUGAUCCAAUUCAAAGGCUCAUUGGAACUAUAAGGCAUGAUGAGAAGAGCGAGAUUGCCUUGAUGAGCAAGAACAGCUUAGAGGCUGAUCGGGCAAGCUUAGAACGAAUGGUAGUCGACUUCAUCCUUGAUCGUGGCGAACCGAAGCCCGAUGAUUAUGUGCUUGAUAUCAGUUCUAUCGCAAACAAGGUUAGGGAGGGAGAUUUAACACCAGUACUGAGAGCGUACGAAAAAGAUCUACGGACUCCCUUUGUCGGAACUGUACGAGGUGACCUUGUACGAGCACUCUUGAUCCAAAUCCAGAAGACGAAGGUAGAUGUAGAGAUCGCAAUUGGCGGCAUUGACGCUUUGCUGAAAAGCCAGGAACUCGUUUUUGGAUUCGUUGGCCUCACACCCGGUAUACUGGUCUCAUACGCAUCUCUUCGAUGGUUCUGCGGUCUUUUUGGCAAUAGAAAGGGUCUGAGAAUGGGUAGGCGGCAGGAUGAAUUAAGACAUGCACUGCGGAGUGCUCACCGAACUUUGACAUCACCUACCUCUGCACAUACUGGCGUGCUCGCAUACAAGGAUCAUGGUCUUCUGAUCUGUGACGCCGAGGUUUUGCUUAAGAAAGCAGAAGCUCUCCUGAGGGGGGCAGAGCUCCGCGCCUUUAGAGAAGAUGUGGCUGACCUCAUUAACCAGAGAAUGGUAGUGCGGCAGCUUGAAAUUAUCAAACUUCUGUUGAUCGGAGAUUCUGGGGUGGGAAAAUCAUGUUGUUUGUUACGAUUCAGCGAAGAUUCAUUUACCCCAUCCUUCAUCACGACUAUUGGAAUUGACUUCAAGAUCCGUACAAUCGAACUCGACGGAAAGCGUGUAAAGCUUCAAAUAUGGGAUACAGCUGGACAGGAGCGCUUUAGAACGAUUACAACGGCUUACUAUAGAGGGGCAAUGGGCAUACUUCUGGUCUAUGAUGUCACUGAUGAAAGAUCAUUUCAAAACAUCCGUACAUGGUUCUCAAACGUCGAACAGCAUGCAAGUGAAGGUGUGCAUAAAAUUCUCAUCGGAAAUAAAUGUGACUGGGAAGAGAAGAGAGCCGUGUCAACUGAACAGGGUCAGCAGCUAGCUGAUGAGCUUGGCAUACCCUUCCUUGAAGUGUCAGCAAAGAACAAUAUCAAUAUUGAGAAAGCCUUCUACAAUCUUGCCUCGGAAAUUAAGAAAGGCAUGGACACAUCGAAAUCUGAACAGCCUGGUUCGCAAGGUGUCAGCAUAGAUCAGCAAGGCCCGGGGCUGAAUGGCAAUACAGGAGGCAAGUGUUGCUGA
Aspergillus bombycis is the source of this 2502-nucleotide messenger RNA. It is a transcript of the gene srgA, whose product is annotated as Rab family GTPase srgA. The record is from RefSeq and is a predicted model, not a curated record. The transcript is spliced from 6 exons. Gene Ontology annotation, molecular function: GTP binding; GTPase activity. Lineage: Eukaryota; Fungi; Ascomycota; Eurotiomycetes; Eurotiales; Aspergillaceae. The coding region runs from base 1 to 2502 and encodes 833 amino acids. Gene Ontology annotation, cellular component: mitochondrial outer membrane.